GGUUUGAUUCUUUGAUCUAUUAUUCAUGUUUCUAUGAGUUGAUUUUGUUCUGACAUUCAUUUUGACUUCUAAUAUCUUUUCAGGUUGCCUGUCACAAUGAAGGCUUUUUUAAUUAGUAAAAGCAGAUUUAUGUUGAAUCAUUCUAGCCUAAAAUUUCAAGGUGGUGGUUUUCAUUCUCUACAAUUUGCUAUUGGCAUAAAUUGUUCUAGUCCUCCAUUUAUGUCACAUAUCAAGUUCAACUCCAACUACUCAUCUAGCAAGAAGACGGUUGCAUUCUUCCCUAUCAAGCCUGGAAUGUUGCAUGUUGGAAACUAUUUUGGAGCUCUUCAAAAGUGUGUUCAACUGCAAGAUGAAGGCACUAAAGUGUUUCUUUGCAUUACUGAUAUCCAUGCUUUGGAAAACUUUGAAAAUGAAAUGAACUUGAAAAAGUCAAUUAUGUUGACUGUGGCUACUGUUUUAGCUGUUGGAAUAGACCCCAGUAAAAGUGUGAUAUUUCAACAGAGCAAAAUUCCAGCACAUUCUCAGCUGGACUGGAUUCUACAAUGCCUUGUGAAUGAAAAAGAACCAAGGAAAUUGCCUUGCCAUGCAUUGAAAUUAUCAAGAUGCAAAGACAUAACUUUAGGCCAAUAUGUUUCACCAGUGCUGUCAUGUGCAAAUGCCUUACUCUACCGGGCUAAUAUAAUGCCUAUUGGCAGUGAUACUCUCAACAUGGUACAAAUGAUUCAAAACAUAGGCCAAAAUUUCAAUGAAAAACAUGGUGAAUGCUUUACUCUACCUGAAGCUUGUGUUGAUGAAGGCUACUCCUCAUGUAUUCGGAGCCUAAGGCAACCAGUGGAGAAAAUGUCUAGGUCAAACAGUGAUGCUCUGAGCAGAAUUAACUUGCUUGAUGAUGCAGAGACUGUAACAGCUAAAUUAAAGAAAGCAGUAACUGACUGUACCUCAGCUGUUUACUUUGAUUAUAUCAAUCGUCCUGGUGUUUCUAAUUUAAUGGUUUUACACAAUUUGGUUAGUGGUAAAGGUUGGGAUACAAUUGAAAUGGAGAACAGAGCAUUGGAAUCUGCUCAAUAUAAAUUUAUUGUUGCUGAUUCUUUAAACUUGUUUUUAAGUCCUAUUCGAGACAGGGCAGAGACAUACCUUGCUGAUGAAAACAAUCUUUGCUCGGUUCUGAAGAGUGGGAUGUCAGAGGCUAACACUGUUGCUCAGGAGACUCUCAAUGAUGUCUAUGAAACAAUUGGCUUCUCUGACAGAAAAAACAAUAGUGUGACACCAAUUCCAAGUAAUUUUAAUCUAUCUUUCAAGGUGCUUCCUGGAAAUAGUCCACUAAAAUACAAGAAUUGUAAGCAUAUUUUUUCCGGUAUUCAGCCCACUGGUGUAUUACAUUUGGGCAAUUAUUUUGGAGCUGUGAAGCAGUGGGUUAGCUUACAAAAUGCUGGUCAUGAUGUAGUCUUGAGCAUUGUUGAUCAACAUGCAAUCACUGUGUCACAAAAAAGAUGUGAUCUCCUUCAUAAUACUCUUACUAUGGCAGCUUCUUUAAUUGCAUGUGGGAUUGAUCCAGAAAAAUCCAUAUUAUUCCAGCAAAGUCAUGUUCCUGAGCAUAGUGAGCUCAACGUGCUACUCAGGUCUGUUGCUCACACUGCUUUAUUGGCUCGCCAGGCUCACUACAAAGAUAAGUUGAAGACUUUGAAGCACGUGCCAUCUUUAGGCCUUUUUUCAUACCCAGUACUUCAAGCUGCUGAUAUUCUCUUGUAUGAAACAACACAUGUGCCAGUAGGGGAUGACCAGAAGCAACACAUUCAACUGGCCAGGCAGAUUGCAAGGCAGUUCAAUGCCAAGUAUGGGAAGGACAUCUUAAGACUACCCCAAGCCAUCAUCUUGGAUGAUUCUCUUGCCAGAGUUAAAAGCCUGUGUCAGCCUAACAAAAAAAUGUCAAAGUCAGAUGUGAAUCCUAAUAGCAGAAUUGAAAUCUUAGAUUCUCCUGAUCUUAUCAGGCACAAAGUAAAUUCUGCUUACACAGCAGAAUACUAUGGAAAUAUUGCAUGUACCCCUGAGGAUAGUCAGGCUGCAGUUGCCAACUUGAUGUCCAUCCACAGUGUUGUGUCUGGAAUUGAUUUAGAAUCACUGAACAAGAAGUAUGCAAAUGAGUCCAUUGAUGAAUAUAAAAACAUUGUUGGAAAUGCUGUGGCAGAGCACAUGGCUCCCAUUAAGGAAAAAGCGGAUUUACUAUUGAAAGAACCAGAAGGUUUGCUACAAAUCUUAGAAUGGGGAGCAAAGAAAGCUCAAAUUAGAGCUCAAAAUACUAUUGGAAAAAUUCAUCAGAAGUUAGGGUUUUCCCUUUGGUAAUUGGAAAGGUCAAGGUCCUAAUAUUUUAUUUUGAACUAAAUGAACUACACCCGUGUUCAAGAAGUUUGUUCCACUUUGGCAUUCAUUGUCACUUUGUUUUUUCUUUUUUACUAUUUACUUUUGCUUAUUUGUAUACACUUCCAUUAUUACACUAUACACUUCCAUUAUUUUCUUUGUAUGCAUUUUUUAGCACAUGAUCUAUUAAAUUGAAGCCCUCAUGUAAAUUUUAUUAAAGCGUGUCAAGUUCUUAUCUAUGUAAGCCAAAAUACUUGGUAAUUUAACAAGAAACAGAUGUGGACCUUAGAUAAUGUCAGGAAAAUUGAAUUUUUUAUCUGUGGACUAGUCACACUGAAUAUGCACCUAUAAUUAUAAACCUUUUCAAUGAAUAUAUAUCUGUUCAAAAUAAGUUGUUUACCUACAAAUGAGUGAUGCUGCAAAAUCAUGAGGUAGUAAAUACAAAAUUUUUGGA
Molecule: messenger RNA, 2809 nt
Organism: Hyalella azteca
Lineage: Eukaryota; Metazoa; Arthropoda; Malacostraca; Amphipoda; Hyalellidae
Gene: TrpRS-m
Exons: 1
Coding region: 97-2340 (747 amino acids)
Biological process (GO): mitochondrial tryptophanyl-tRNA aminoacylation
Cellular component (GO): mitochondrion; mitochondrial matrix
Molecular function (GO): ATP binding; tryptophan-tRNA ligase activity
Source: RefSeq, a predicted model, not a curated record